AACAGCAUUACAAUAAAUAUACAAUAAGCAUCCACACGGCACGUGUGGGAGACUGUGCUUAUGCUGAUGGCAUGGGCAGGAGGAAGGCAGGCAUCUGGGGAGUGUGGGUGCACGGGAGGACAGGGAGGGUCCCACAGGCUGUCAGUGGCAGGUCUUUCUUCCUGAAGACCACUGCAGACCCCCAACCCUGAGGAUGCGAGGCAGGUGGGUUGGAUGAGAGGGACCUGGGUGUUUCGUCUGCGGCUGCUCCUCUAAGUACAACAGCAAAGAGGGUGGGCCUGGACUGAAGGUGGUGCUGGGGAGCAGCCUGUUUGCUGUGCUUGAUCACGAGUUGCUGGGAAGUUGUGACAUUCACCUUCCCUUUCCAAUUUCCUAGUUAUCUGGGAGGCCAGAGGACGUGUCUGGUUAUUACACAGGUGCACACCUGGAGGUGGGAUCCACACAGCUCGGAACAGCUGGAUCUUGCUCAGUCUCUGUCAGGGGAAGAUUCCUCGGAGGACCACACUGUGUCGACCCUCUAUUCCUGCCCAAGGAGGAGGCCCCGCAGUGACAUGGAGGGAGCUGCUUUGCUGAGACUCUUUGUCCUCUGCAUCUGGACAAGCGGACUUUUCCUUGGUGUGGGAGUGAGGGCAGAGGAAGCUGGAGCGAGGGUGCAGCAAAACCAUCCAGGUGGGACAGAUACAGGAGAUCCUCAAGAGAGCAACAUUUCUCUUGAGGAUUACCUUAAUUAUUUCCAGAAAAACGUGAGCCCACAGGAGCUGCUACUCCUGCUGAGUGACCAUAAAGCCUGGGAGAGAGUGGUGGCUACUGCUGAACUGCCCAGGGAUGAGGCAGAUGAGCUCUAUAAAGCUCUGAACAAGCUUAUAAGACACAUGGUCAUGAAAGACAAAAACUGGCUCGAAGAAGUCCAGCAGCACAGAAAGCGGUUUUUGGAAGAGUUUCCUCGGUUGGAAAGGGAGCUUCAGGAUAAAAUAAGAAGGCUCUGCGACCUUGCAGGUGAGGUUCAGAAGGUCCACAAAGGCGCCACCAUCGCCAAUGCGUUCUCCAGCACUCUCUGCGUUGCCUCUGGUGUCCUGACCUUCCUCGGCAUGGGUCUGGCACCCUUCACAGCGGGGAGCAGCCUUGUGCUCUUGGAACCUGUGACGGGGUUGGGAAUCGCAGCCGCCUUGACCGGGAUUACCAGCGGUAGCAUGGAAUACGCAAAGAAGCGGGCACAAGCUGAAGCCCAUGAACUGGUCAACAAAAGCCUUGACACCGUGGAGGAGAUGAACGAGUUUCUGUAUCACAACAUACCCAACUUUAUUUCCUUACGUGUCAAUCUUGUCAAAUUCACAGAAGACACUGGGAAGGCCAUCCGUGCCAUCAGGCAAGCUAGAGCCAACCCUCACUCAGUACCGCAUGUCCCAGCCUCACUCCACCGGGUCACUGAGCCAGUCUCAGCUACAAGCUUUGAAGAGAUGGAGAGAGUUGGAGAAAUGGAGAGAGUUGGAGAGAUGGAGAGAGUUGCUGAAUCCCACACCACGGAGGUGAUCAGAGGAGCCAAGAUCGUUGAUAAGGUCUUUGAAGGCGCCCUUUUCGUGCUGGAGGUAGUCAGCCUCGUGUGCCAGUUAAAGCACUUACAUGAGGGGGCAAAGUCAAAGACAGCUGAGGAGCCGAAGAAGGUGGCUCAAGAGCUGGAGAAGAAGCUAAACAUUCUCAACAAGAAGUAUGAGACUCUGAGCCAAGAACCGUGACCACAGGGCAGGGCAACCACCAGGGGAGAUAUGCCUGGGACGGGCCAAGACAAAAUGCAAACUUUUUUUUUUUUUUUUUUUUUUU
Messenger RNA from Macaca mulatta (Rhesus monkey), 1818 nucleotides. NCBI's taxonomy places the organism in Eukaryota, Metazoa, Chordata, Mammalia, Primates, Cercopithecidae. The record is from RefSeq and is a predicted model, not a curated record.